Messenger RNA from Sycon ciliatum, 2653 nucleotides. RefSeq lists its product as uncharacterized. Lineage: Eukaryota; Metazoa; Porifera; Calcarea; Leucosolenida; Sycettidae. The coding region runs from base 359 to 1648 and encodes 429 amino acids. The record is from RefSeq and is a predicted model, not a curated record. The transcript has 16 exons.
UUAUAAUAUGCAACUACGUACUUCGACUUACCAUGCUUACUGUACUUCAGCAGUUCAGGCGCGAUGUUUGAAAUCGUUCAACACGCUCGCCACAUCGCAAAACAGCAGUAGACUCAGCUUUUCUCCUUCCACGUAGAUCUACUAUCGUCACCCCGUGCUUUUCCGCAAUGCUAUGUGGGCCGGCCGGCAUAGAAGUACCGGUAGGUGAUCUGCAACCCGCCAGAUUGCCUGGAGCUGCGGUGCUGAAGCUAGCCUGAACUGAAGGUGAAACACAAGCCACCAAGGAUCGCUACCACUAUCACUUUAUCAGCGUUCACACCCCACUCUGAAAGUCACAGCAGGCAGCUUAGUCGGAAUAAUGGGGCGACCCAAGUGUGCGGAAGGACAGCAGUCUCGAGAUGAAGAGAACGAAGAAGAAGAACUGACAGUGUCCCAGCCAUGCAUGUCUGAGUCAACCGCUGCAGAUCCAGCUUCGUCACCGCUACGCCGGUCACCCAGAAAGUACCCCGAAGCCAAUGCUACACCAGGCUCACCUCAGCGUACCCCGCGUCAAGUGUCUCCGAAAAAGCGGAGGCGGCUUAGUUUUGAUCAAGGUUCCUCUCCGGAGAAGAGGCCAUAUGGUCAUUCUCCAAGUGCUGCUGUAGUAUCAUCUGCUCAUGGCUCUCUAUGCACCGUGCCUGUCCAAGAGACAAUGGCACCAUCGACGCCAUCUGGCGUCCGCCAAAGAACCACCAGUGCUGGUUCUGCGUCUGCAUUUGCAAGUGCACCUUGCAUGUCACGGGCUUUGCCACAGCAAGACACUACUAGUUCAAUGCUCGCUGGAGCCACACCCAGUACGCCGGCAAUCCCCCGUACUCCCAGAAGUACAAGCGCAACUCCGAAGACGCCAACGUCUGGGAAGUCGGAGAAGCGUGAUAUGCAGUGUUUACAACGCUGCCCCAAGUGUGUGGAAAAGGGGAAAGAAGGCGGUUGGCUUCGAAUUGCCUAUUGGAAAAAACAAAAUCACCACAUUGUCGUCUGCACACAGAAGCAUGCCAAGCAAGACGAUUGCGACACAAUUCUUCACUACAACGCGUGCGAAAAAAUUGAGGCGGCAAGAGCCUGGUGCAAAGAACCGGGAUGCGACGCGAGGAAGGUAAAAUUCACUUUUCCUGCCAGGAAAAUUCCGUCUAGUUGCAAGCAAGGCCUGAUCGCGUGUGCAUUUUGCGACGAGGAGGUCACCUUUGGCAACGACAAAGUUUUGGCAAGCCUCUUUCCUGACAAGGAGCGAGAUCCCACCCGCGAGGCCAUGCGCAACUAUUCCACGGCAGCUGUCGGGGAGCUGAUUGGGGAUUGUCCGGAAUGUCCGGUCGGCAAGCUUAAAAUACAUAGGAUUUCCAAGUCUCACGUAUGGACAUUCUCCUGCGACACGUACGGCACACCUGAAGGGCCAUGCUGGGUGUGGUACUUCAAGAACACGGUGAAGGAAAUUACUUUGAGCAAGAAGAAUUGUGAAGAGUGCGGUAAAAAGCUGUUCAAUCUGCAAAUGGACCCGCCGUUCAAGGGAUUCUCUAGAACGAAAAACUACUGUUUCUGUAACCUGGACAUACAGCGGCAGCUGAACAAAAACCGACCGAAGUCGUCAGAGAGUCAACAGGCGACUGAGUAAGGCCCCGUGCUACCAUGGUAACGGACGUAGUGAAGAGUUGGCCCCCUAUCAGUAUCAGAAAACACGUACCAACUCCAGCUAUGUUAGCUGUAUGACGUCUGCAUAACUGACUUCUGCCUCACUCUCAGUAGCUGUGGGUGUGUGCAGCUGGGGAUUAGACAUGUUUAGCUUUUCUCAGUCCACAAUGGAGUUGUUCAUGUUCCUAUCCUCUAUUACUAGCAGGCUAUUGUGUGUGUGUGUGUGUGUGUGUGUGUGUGCGUGUGUGUGUGUGCGUGUGUGCGUGCGUGUGUGCCGGUGUGUGUGUGUGUGUGUGUGUGUGUGUGCGUGUGUGUGUGUGUGUGUGUGCGUGUGUGUGUGUGUGUGUGUGUGUGAGAGAGAGAGAGAGAGAGAGAGAGUGAGAGCGAAAGAGCGAGCGAGAGAGAGAGAGAGAGAGAGAGAGAGAGAGAGAGAGAGAGAGAGAGAGAGAGAGAGAGAGUGUGUGUGUGUAUGUGUGUGUGUGUGUGUGUGCGUGAGAGAGAGAGAGAGAUCGAUAGAUAGAUAUAUAGAUAGAGAGAGAGAGAGAGAGAGAAAGAGAGAGAGAGUGAGAGAGGUAGAUAGGUAGAAAGGUAGCUAGGGAGAGGAAGAGAGGCUCCCAAUCACAUAAUUAUUUUUUUCUUUUUCUGCGUGCGGUAUGUCUGUUUGCAUCUGGAUUAUGCGUUUCUACCUUUCUAUACCGGGAGGAUUUCUAUACCGGGACUGAGGAUUUUUCGCUUGGCGACAUGCACCUAAAGACCUGCCAGGCUCCGGCAGAGGGCAAUGCAAUGUAGCCUAUUUACUCUCUUCUGACUUCCAUCGUUCUCUUGUCCUUUGCUUAUUGGCUUCAUGUGCCUGCUUAUACAUUUCUGCGAGUGCAUUAUUCAUGGCUUGUAUUGCAUGGUAUGCUAUGGCUGAAUCAAAUUGCUUUUGGAGUCAAACUGAGACAUUUUCAAGAUGAUUAACGAUGAGCAACUAGCAGGUGCUUUCCUA